This is a messenger RNA of Arvicanthis niloticus (Nile rat), 1715 nucleotides long. The record is from RefSeq and is a predicted model, not a curated record. Lineage: Eukaryota; Metazoa; Chordata; Mammalia; Rodentia; Muridae.
GCUGGGAGACACAGGACUUGCAGGUUGCAAAAGCAAAAGCUCCAGACCUAUCAUGGGGCACGGACUCAGCAGUAUCUCAGCCUCGGAGCUGGACAAGUUCAUAGAGGAUCACCUCCUUCCGGACACCACCUUUGGUGCCGAUGUCAAAUUAGCCAUCAAUAUCGUGUGUGAUUUCCUGAAGGAGAGAUGCUUCCGAGGUGCUGCCCACCCAGUGAGGGUCUCCAAAGUGGUGAAGGGUGGCUCCUCAGGCAAAGGCACCACACUCAAGGGAAAGUCAGAUGCUGACCUGGUGGUAUUCCUUAACAAUCUCACCAGCUUUGAGGAUCAGUUAAACCGUCGGGGAGAGUUCAUCAGGGAGAUUAAGAAACGGCUGUAUGAGGUCCAGCGUGAGAGACAUUUUGGAGUCAAGUUUGAGGUUCAGAGUUCAUGGUGGCCCAACGCCCGGUCUCUGAGCUUCAAGCUGAGUGCCCCUCACCUUCAUCAAGAGGUGGAGUUUGAUGUGCUUCCAGCCUUUGAUGUCCUGGGCCAUGUUAGCAUCUACAGCAAGCCUGACCCCCAAAUCUAUGCCAAUCUCAUCAGAAAGUGCCUCUACCUGCAGAAGGAAGGCGAGUUCUCUACCUGCUUCACGGAGCUCCAGCGGAACUUCCUGAAGCAGUGCCCACCCAAGGUGAAGAGUCUCAUCCGCCUGGUCAAACACUGGUACCAACUGUGUAAGGAGAAGCUGGGGAAGCCGCUGCCCCCACAGUACGCCCUGGAGCUGCUCACAGUCUAUGUCUGGGAACGCGGGAGUGGAUUUGUUUAUUUUGACACAGCCCAGGGCUUCAGAACUGUCUUAGAACUGGUCACUAAGUACAAACAGCUUCGAAUCUACUGGACAAUGUACUAUGACUUUGAACAUGAGGAUGUCUCCAGCUACCUGCACAGACAGCUCAGAGGAAACAGGCCUGUGAUCCUGGACCCGGCUGACCCAACAGGAAACAUUGCAGGUUCGAACUCAGAGGGCUGGCGACGACUAGCAGGAGAGGCUGCCACCUGGCUUCGGUACCCAUGCUUUAAGAACAAGGACGGUUCCUCAGUGUGCCCCUGGGAUGUGCCGACGGAGGUUGAUGUGCCCAACCAGGAGAAUCACAGUUUUCGUAAUUUCUAUCAAUUUUUUUUGUUUUUGUCUCUUUUUAUAUUUUGGAGGGCUUUUUCUAUAUAGCUCAGACUGGCCUGGAUAUUGCCAUCCUCCUGCCUUAGGGCUGCCAUGACUGCAGGGUAGGCCUGCUGUGCCCUGCCUUCCUUCCAUUCUCAAGUGGACAAGAACUGGCCAUGUGUUGUCCUGUGAGCCCAGCAGGACCUGCCCAGGAAGCUCCAGAGUCAGGGUCAUGUCCUGCUCUGCUGCAGGCCCUUGACCCAGAGAGGGCAGGAUGCUACCUACCCAAGGCUCUGGUGAAGAAGGGUCCAACCUGUGAUCAGACUUCAGGCUUCUGACAGCUGCCCUCAACCCCUGCAUCCUGCCCCAUCACAGACAGCCUUCCUCACAGCCUGCUUUAUCUGCCUUGUCCUCAGACAGUGUUCUCCGGGAGAUGAGAUUCAGAAGGGGAGGGAUGAACUCAAGCUUGACCUCCAUCUGUUCACCUGUUGGGAGGUUCUGGCAAACAAUAUCUGAUCAACAAUAAUAAACCACAGCAAGUCAUGAGGGUGUGUGUGCACUCUGAGGGACAGGACCAUUG